Sclerotinia trifoliorum is the source of this 2388-nucleotide messenger RNA. NCBI's taxonomy places the organism in Eukaryota, Fungi, Ascomycota, Leotiomycetes, Helotiales, Sclerotiniaceae. The record is from the annotation of a GenBank genome assembly.
AAGCCGACAAUAAAUAUUUUAAAAUCUUAAAUGAAUAUAAGGGAUUCGAUUGAUCAAAUUUUUCAGCUUUUUAUAAUCAGGGUUCUAUCAACCUCUCUAAGCAAGAGUGGACGUCCACUUUGAGAUAAGAUCCGCUGGGCGGUCGGCUUUUAAGCUGUUAUGGCUUAGAGGGUAACUCCGGCGUCUAUGGGAUGUAGUAGGAAUGAUUGAAGAAGAAUGCAUCUCGGUGAUUUUCAGUACAAUGUUCCAUUCGAUACCUAGGUAUCUAAAUUGACAUCCCGCUUUUGCACCAGACCGCAACAUCGCAGAACCAGAUACUUCAAGUUAAAUUGACAUGGCUCCCUCUUCGGACAAACUAGAUGCUCCAUCGGGAAGGAGCCUACGCUUACGAGCUGGCAAUCAUAUUCAAACUGCCUCCAUCGUUCAGAAUUCAGCAGCACAUCGAGAAGAUCGCUCCCAUACCCCUCAACCGCGACAGCGACACGCAGACUCAAGAAAGAGACCUGAAGAGGAUCAACCCGACCCACCUCGAAAGCGACAACGACGCGAGACCUCAAGGAAGAAUCCUCGAGAGGACAACCCCAAUCCGCCUCAACCACAACAGCGACACGCAGACUCAAGAAAGAGACCUCGAGAGAAUAACCUCAAUCCGACAGAACUAUCACGCGAACGGCGUCAGUCCUUGUCUCAAAGUCGUGAAGCUCUCAACUCAAAAGUGGCCAUCCCUCACAACACCUUGAAUAUCAUAAAGUGGACAGGGAGAGUUGCAGAAGAGACAGGUACGGUGCAGUAUCAAGCGGAAGAUUUCGACUAUGAAUGUGUGAACAGUAUAGAUGAAUCGUCCAAGGGAAAGAAAACUUCACGGAAGCGUUCCGCGUCCACUUUCACAAACAACGAGAUCGGUUACGACCAUGCCAAAUAUCCCGCUCUUCUUGAAGAGCAAGGAGCCUACAUGGAGGACUAUACCGGCGACCUUUCGGAAGAUAUUAAGGAGUUUAAUGCCAACAUCUCCCGAGACCUGCGUAUGCAUAAGCAGCCAAUACCUCCAGAUACUCUAUUUGACGACAAGUAUUACAAGAAGCUUAUACAUUCGAUCAAAAACUACAGCGAGGCGGCGCUUAUUAGUGUGAUCUCACCAAUGAUGAUGCCUACGAUACUGGAUUUGGCUCUUCGAGAUGCAAAGUACAGGCCCUUUGUUCAGAGUGUUUCCGAUCAAUGGGGAGCCUGUAAAAGGCUUCAUUCCUUCAAACCUCCCCAACCAGACUCGGCUGUAGGGUUCAAAAAAUCAGCAUUUACAGAUGAGCAACUCGAGAAACUUCAGCUCUCAGGUAUGCUCGGAGAUUUGAACCGCACGUCCUCUUGCAAAGGCACAUACUAUAUGUUCUUCCCAUUCAUUACAUGCGAAGUGAAAUGUUCAAGCAAUGCGACUGAGAUUGCAGAUCGGCAGAAUGCUCAUAGCCACACUGUCGCUUUACGAGCUCUAGUAGAACUGUACAGACUUUCUAACAGAGAACAAGAACUUCAUGGAAGAAUCUUAACCUACUCUAUGUCUUACAACAACUCCCAUGUCAGUUUGUACGGUCAUAUGCCGAUACUCGUUAAAGAGAAAGGUACUAUAGAAUGUUAUAUGCAAUUAAUUCGUGGUUUCGAUCUCAGGGACAACGGAGGUGAGAACAGAUGGAUAUGCCGUCAAUUCUAUCUCAAUGCCUUAGAUAAAGGUCUUGAGCUUCUGAACAACAUUCGGGCUUUGAUCGAUACCUGGACACCAACUCAGAGUCAACUUGCAGCUCUGAUUCAAGCACAAGCUUCCAGUCAGGAAUCUGCAUCUCAAUACAGAUCUGAGACAGCAUCUACAUCUCUGUACAGAUCUGAGGUAGCAUCUUCAAGAGGCCAUUCAGGCCUUUCGCAGCAGUUUGACAACCAGAUUUUAUCAGAUGACGAGCUAGCCAUUACGAAUUGGCCACAACUAACACCGGACACAUCUGCGACUUCACCUUCGAAAAAACCAAAGUCAUCAUCGUCCGCAAGUAAGAAAGGCGCUUCAAACAAUUUGAUAAAGGGCAUAUCUAAGCAUUCAUUAUAAAUGAUAUUCACGAUCCUUUCAAGGUUCCUCUAACACAUCUAGAGUACGGCGAGGACUAUGAGGAGACUUACUUAUGGGAAGCAGUAGCAACCGUUUUCCAUAGUAUUUUUAGUAUUCAUGAAGUGUUUGUUCUUCUCCAUGCUACAACCACGUUAUGGCGAGUGAAUUUCCUGAUUGUAUGCAAUCUAGAGAAUAUCGGAUAUGAGACAACGUACCUUACCUGAAUACAGUGCCUUGAACGUGUGAAGGGAUCCUAGUGGGGUUUACCUAUUAUAGGUAUAGUAGAACCUGAUUAUAAGGGAUUG